AUGCGGUUCCUGGGACUCUUCAGCCUUCUGGGCCUCGUGGCCGCCGCCAACGCCGCCGACUUCCAAACCGUGCGGGACGACAUCGCCAACAUCAGCUCCAUCCUCCAAACGCUCGACAACAACGCCAAGGGCAUCCAGCCCGGCUCGCUGGGCAUCGCGCGGUCGCUGCAGCUCGAGGUCGACUCGGUGCGGGUGCACAAGCUGCUGCUCAGCACGACGAAGGACACGCAGGCCGCCGCCCCGUUUGGCGACCACUCCAUUGACAUUGGCGGCGACUUUCUGAACCUGCAGCCCGUCAUCAACCGCGUGCUGGUCACAAUCACCAACCUCGAGGGCACGCUGCGCGAGCUGCGCCUCGUCGUGCUCGCGUGCGUCUACCAGCUGAGGCAGGAUGCGCAUGUGCUGGGAAACGAGGUCGCCGGCAAGCUGAGUGCCGACUUUCAAGAUGUCACCCAGCAGGUGCUCACGGAAAUUGACGACGCGUUCAACAAUGCCAUUGCAGCCUAUGGCGGGAAGUACAUGACGGAAAAGAAUUGA
Messenger RNA from Cordyceps militaris CM01, 537 nucleotides. RefSeq lists its product as uncharacterized. NCBI's taxonomy places the organism in Eukaryota, Fungi, Ascomycota, Sordariomycetes, Hypocreales, Cordycipitaceae. The record is from RefSeq and is a predicted model, not a curated record. The transcript has 2 exons. Bases 1 to 537 code for a protein of 178 amino acids.